AUGAAAAACUCUUCGUUUCUUCGAAAGAAACAUGCGUAUCCUGCCUCUAUAGUGAUUGAAGUGAAAAAUGAGGAGAGGGAAAAGGAUAAGAUGCCGGACUAUAUGGAAGAAUCGAAAUCUCAGAAGAAAGUAAUUCGACAAAAACGGAAGAUGAAAGCGGAUAUCACUCUCAACAUUGGUAUCUAUAACCUACCGGAAGAUGUCGUGCGAGGUGGUACGAUGUCGAGAAACGAUAGUACAGUUCUGAAGAUCUCGGAACCCUUCUACUUGACACCAGAAUCGAACCUCUUUAAGUUGAAUUCUGAUUCUAAUACAUCAUUGCACUCACCCGAGUUAGUUCGUCCUUCAGUGCUUGAAUGCAGUUUUCCCAAUGCUAACAAAGAUGGACGUUUGGGCUACAGAGCCCAGGGCAUUACUGCAGAUGCAACAGCGCAUACUGUUGGUCCUGGUGGUCCUCAUGGUUACGCUUCUUCGUCACCUAUCAUGAUAUAUUUGGGCGCUUUCAAACCGCCAGUGACGUAG
This is a messenger RNA of Echinococcus granulosus, 522 nucleotides long. RefSeq lists its product as hypothetical. Lineage: Eukaryota; Metazoa; Platyhelminthes; Cestoda; Cyclophyllidea; Taeniidae. The record is from RefSeq and is a predicted model, not a curated record. The transcript is spliced from 4 exons. Bases 1 to 522 code for a protein of 173 amino acids.